Molecule: messenger RNA, 3849 nt
Organism: Condylura cristata (star-nosed mole)
Lineage: Eukaryota; Metazoa; Chordata; Mammalia; Eulipotyphla; Talpidae
Product: ceruloplasmin
Exons: 19
Coding region: 252-3446 (1064 amino acids)
Biological process (GO): iron ion transport
Cellular component (GO): plasma membrane
Molecular function (GO): copper ion binding; oxidoreductase activity
Source: RefSeq, a predicted model, not a curated record
UCUAGGGCUUCCAAUAACAACUGCGGACGUCUUAUUUGUAAUCAGAGAAGCCUGGCAACAGAAAACUUUUUUUUUCUGGAUUUACGAGAACCGAGCUGAAGUGGAAAAUGUUAUUUGCUUUAACGAAACAAUUUGUUCUUGUGCAACAUUAAAUUGUGUCAAUCAAGCAAAUAAAAGGAGAAAGCCUUAUUUAUAAAAUUGCCUGCUUCUGAUUUCAUUUCAAUGCUUCUCAGGCUACAAGAAGAUAAAAAAUGAAGAUUUUGUUGCUUGGCACUUUUCUACUCUAUAGUUCAGUCUGGGCUAAAGAGAAGCAUUAUUACAUUGGAAUUAUUGAAACAAACUGGAACUAUGCUUCUGAUAAUGGGGAAAAGAAGCUUAUUUCCGUUGACACAGAACAUUCCGACACCUAUCUUAAAAACGGCCCAGAUAGAAUUGGAAGUGUAUACAAGAAAGCCAUUUAUCUUCAGUACACAGAUGAAUCAUUCAAGACUACGAUAGAAAAACCUGGCUGGCUGGGGUUUUUAGGUCCUAUUAUCAAAGCUGAAAUUGGAGAUAAAGUUUAUGUACAUUUAAAAAACUUUGCUUCUAGGCCUUAUACUUUUCAUCCACAUGGAAUAACUUACUAUAAAGAACAUGAGGGAGCUCUCUACCCUGAUAACACCACAGAUUUUCAAAAGUUAGAUGACAAAGUAAAUCCAGGUGAGGCAUAUACAUACAUACUGCACGCCAACCAGGAACAAAGUCCAGGUGAGGAAGAUGGCAACUGUGUGACCAGGAUUUACCAUUCCCACAUUGAUGCUCCAAAGGAUAUCGCCUCAGGACUCAUUGGACCUUUAAUAAUCUGUAAAAAAGGUAUCCUGGAUAAAGAAAAAGAAAAAAAUAUUGACCAAGAAUUCGUGAUGAUGUUUUCUGUGGUGGAUGAAAAUUUCAGCUGGUACCUAGACGACAACAUUAAAAGCUUCACAGAACCAGAGAAAGUUGACAAAGACAAUGAAGAUUUCCUGGAGAGUAACAGAAUGUAUUCUGUGAAUGGAUACAGUUUUGGAAGUCUCCCAGGACUCUCCAUGUGUGCGGGGGACAGAGUGAAGUGGUAUCUUUUUGGUAUGGGUAAUGAAGUUGACAUACACUCAGCUUUCUUCCAUGGACAAACGUUGACUAACAAGAACUACCGUGUUGAAACAAUCAAUCUCUUUCCUGCCACCCUUGUUGAUGCUUUUAUGGUAGCUCAGAAUCCUGGAGAAUGGAUGCUUAGCUGUCAAAAUCUAAACCAUCUGAAAGCUGGCUUGCAGGCCUUUUUCAAGGUCCAAGACUGUAACAAACCUUCUUCAGAGGACAAUAUCCAAGGGAAACAUGUUAGACACUAUUACAUUGCUGCUGAAGAAAUCAUCUGGAACUAUGCACCCUCUGGCUUAGACACCUACACCCAAGAGAACUUAACAGCACCUGGAAGUGCUUCAGAGGUAUUUUUUGAACAAGGUCCUGCAAGAAUUGGAGGUUCUUAUAAAAAGCUGGUUUAUCGUGAAUACACAGAUGCUUCCUUCACAAAUCGAAAAGAGAGAGGCCCUGAGGAGGAACAUCUUGGCAUCCUUGGUCCUGUUAUCUGGGCAGAGGUAGGAGACACCAUUAGAGUCACCUUUCAUAACAAAGGAGGACAUCCCCUCAGUAUUGAGCCUGUUGGAGUGAGAAUCAAUAAGGCCAACGAAGGCACGUACUAUGCUUCACAUUCAAGCCCCACAAGCAAAAAUGUGCUUCCUUCAGCUUCCCAUGUGGCACCCAAAGAAACAUUCACCUAUGAAUGGACUGUACCCAAGGAAGUGGGACCCACUUACAAAGACCCUGCCUGUUUAUCUAAGAUGUAUUAUUCUGCUGUGGAUCCCACCAAAGAUAUAUUCACAGGGCUUAUUGGGCCAAUGAAAAUAUGCAAGGAGGGAAGUUUACAUGCAAAUGGGAGACAGAGAGAUGUAGACAGGGAGUUCUAUUUAUUUCCUGCAGUGUUUGAUGAGAAUGAGAGUUUACUUCUAGAUGAUAAUAUUAGAAUGUUUACAACUGACCCUGAUCAUGUGAAUAAGGAAGAUGAAGACUUUCAGGAAUCUAACAAGAUGCACUCCAUGAAUGGAUUCAUGUAUGGAAAUCAACCUGGUCUCAACAUGUGCAAAGGAGAUUCUGUCGUGUGGUACCUUUUCAGUGCUGGAAAUGAGGCCGAUAUACAUGGGAUUUACUUUUCAGGACAUACAUAUUUGUCAAGAGGAGAAAGGAGAGACACAGCAAAUCUCUUCCCUCAAACAAGCCUUACACUCUUCAUGCAGCCUGAUACUGAAGGGACCUAUGACCUCGAGUGCCUCACAACUGACCACUAUACAGGUGGCAUGAAGCAAAAAUACACUGUGAAUCCAUGCAGGCAACUGUCUGAGGCUUCAAAAUCCUACCACCACGAGAGGACGUACUACAUUGCUUCCGUAGAGGUGGAAUGGGAUUAUUCUCCAAGCAGGGAUUGGGAAAAGGAGUUACAUCACUUACAAGAGCAAAAUGUUUCAAAUGUAUUUUUAGAUAAGGAAGAAUUUUACAUUGGUUCAAAGUACAAGAAGGUUGUGUAUCGGCAAUACACUGAUAGCACAUUCAGUGUUCCAAUGGAGAGAAAAGCUGAAGAAGAACAUCUGGGAAUUCUAGGUCCACAACUUCAUGCGAACGUUGGAGACCAAGUAAAAAUUAUCUUUAAAAACAUGGCCACAAGACCCUACUCAAUUCAUGCCCAUGGGGUGAAAACGGACAGUUCCACAGUCGCUCCAACUUUGCCAGGUGAAACUCACACUUACAUAUGGAAAAUCCCAGAAAGAUCUGGAGCUGGAACGGAGGACUCUGCUUGCAUACCAUGGGCUUACUAUUCAACUGUGGACCGAGUGAAGGAUCUCUAUAGUGGAUUAAUUGGCCCACUGAUUGUUUGUCGGAAACAUUACAUGAAAGUUUACAAUCCCAUAAAGAAACUGGAAUUUUCCCUUCUGUUUUUAGUUUUUGAUGAGAAUGAAUCUUGGUACUUAGAUGACAACAUCAAAACAUAUUCUGAUCACCCUGAGAAAGUAAACAAAGAUGAUGAAGAAUUCAUAGAAAGCAAUAAAAUGCAUGCUAUUAAUGGAAGAGUUUUUGGGAAUCUACAAGGCCUCACAAUGCACGUGGGUGAUCAAGUCAACUGGUAUCUGAUGGGAAUGGGCAAUGAAGUAGACUUGCACACUGUACAUUUCCAUGGCCAUACCUUCAAUUACCAGCACAUGGGCGUUUAUAGUUCUGAUGUUUUUGACAUUUUCCCUGGGACAUUCCAAACCAUACAAAUGUUCCCGAGAGAACCUGGAAUCUGGUUACUCCACUGUCAUGUGACCGACCACAUUCAUGCUGGAAUGGAAACUACUUACAGUGUUCUGCCUAGUAAAGAGAGAGACACCAAGUCUGGCUGAAAGAAAUAAAUUGGGAUAAGUUGGAAAAAAAAAAAAGAAAAAACUGAAUCAUAACAAUGUGUGUGAAAUUGCUGAACGUUUACUUUGGAAUGGCCAUAAGCAUUGAAAAGGACUGAAAACUUAAAUGUGACUCUGUGGGGAAAACCAUUACUUUGUUACACAUGGAAACAUACUUAACUGUAUUAUGAGAAAUGCUGACUAAUACAUUAUAUAAUGAAAUUGACUCAUAUAAACUGUUCAUACAUUCAAUAUACAAAACUGUAUUCCGAAAAAAUUUAAAAACAACAAGUUACUGUCCUAGAUGGUCCUGAAAGGACCACUACUGAGAUUCAUUGCCUUUCCAUCAUAGCUCUAACAUGCUGUUGACAUCAUUCUUUGAACCAGUAAGCAUAGGGCACAGAUG